Micromonas pusilla CCMP1545 is the source of this 1146-nucleotide messenger RNA. Its product is annotated as mitochondrial carrier family. Bases 1 to 1146 code for a protein of 381 amino acids. The transcript has 2 exons. Gene Ontology annotation, molecular function: NAD transmembrane transporter activity. The record is from RefSeq and is a predicted model, not a curated record. Lineage: Eukaryota; Viridiplantae; Chlorophyta; Mamiellophyceae; Mamiellales; Mamiellaceae. Gene Ontology annotation, biological process: NAD transmembrane transport.
AUGCGCGUCGCCGCGUCGCGCUCCGCGUCGACGUCGGCGCCGUCGUCGGCGUCGUCGUCGCGACGGGCAUCGCGGCGCGACCAUCCCGCGUUCGCCGCGCCGUCCGCGCUCGAUCCCGGCGCGUCCGUCCGCGUCCGGUCGCCGCUUCGCGCGGCGCAGCUCGCGGUCCUCGACCCGCGCGUCGCGAACGCGGUCUCCGGCGCGGGCGCGGGCGUCAUCGCCGCGACGGUCGUGUGCCCUCUGGACGUUCUGAAGACGAGGCUGCAGGUUACGCCGGGGGGUUCGCGCGCGUACGUCUCCACGUACGAGUCGCUGUCGCACAUCGUGAAGAACGAAGGGCCGAGGGCGUUAUACCGCGGGUUAACGCCCACGAUCGUGGCGUUACUGCCAAACUGGGCGGUGUACUUCACCGUGUACGAGGGUUUGAAGGGCGCGAUGGCGAGAGCCGCGGGCGAGGGGGGCGGGAGCGAGCGCGCGGGCGGAGAGCGCUCGCGGCCGCUGCGGCACAUGCUCGCCGCCGCCGGCGCGGGCGCGGCGACCGUCCUCACGACGAACCCGCUCUGGGUCGUCAAGACGCGCCUCCAGGUGCAAUCCAGCGCCGCGCUCGCGAGCAGCCUUCCCCGACGCGCGCCGUACACGUCAACCGCCAACGGGCUGUACCGACUCGCCACCGAGGAGGGCUUACGAGGCGCGUACAGCGGCCUCGCGCCGUCGUUGCUCGGGAUCUCGCACGUCGCGAUUCAGUUCCCGGUGUACGAGCAGCUCAAGCUCGAGAUGGCGCGGCGUAAGGGCGACGGCGCCAGGGUGACGGAUCUCGCCGCGUCCGAGCUCAUGGUCGCCAGCGCCGUCGCGAAACUCACCGCGAGCGUCGUGACGUACCCGCACGAGGUGAUACGCUCGCACAUGCACGUGCGAGGGUUCGGGCCGUUCGAGGGGGUGUUUUGUCUGAUGCGUAGGAUACAUAGAGAGGGUGGGGGCGUGCGGGCGUUCUACAGAGGCGUCGGGACGAACUUGAUCAGGACGACGCCCGCGGCGGCGAUCACGUUUACGUCGUACGAGCUCAUCAGUCGGAAGCUGCGCGCGAUCGGCGACCGCGUGCGCGCUGACGGGGAGUCGGGCGACGCGACCGGAGGCGACGCGCGUUGA